Messenger RNA from Linnemannia hyalina, 522 nucleotides. NCBI's taxonomy places the organism in Eukaryota, Fungi, Mortierellomycota, Mortierellomycetes, Mortierellales, Mortierellaceae. The record is from the annotation of a GenBank genome assembly.
AUGCUUCGGUCAUUCACGAGUCGCAUGGUCGGCGCCGCCCAGCGCACUAACUCGGCUGUCGCCACCUCGGCUGUUCGCCUCUUCUCUGCCACAUCUACCGCCUCCCAAGUAGCAACACCAACAUCAUCUACAGCAUCACCAUCAACAUCUUCCUCUUCCGACUCAGAAAUCUCCCUCCUCCGCAACCAACUCAAAUACUACGCCGUGGCUGAGAUCAAGAACCGCCCUUACCUCAUUACAAAGAACGACAUCAUCGUCCUCGACCGUCUCAAGGACGUCCAACUCGGCGAUGUCAUCGAACUCAACCAAAUCAAGGAGCUCGGUUCAAAGGAUUACGCGAUCCAGGGAGCGCCCUAUGUCUCGUCCGAGUAUUAUUCGAUCAAGGCCACAGUGAUUGAACAGCCCAAGGGCAAGAUUGUCGAGACUUUCAAGAAGAAGAGGAGAAAGCAUUUCCAGAGACGGUACCAUAUCAAGCCUUUGCAUACUCUUCUUCGUGUCAGCGAGUUGGAGGUCAAGGCUUAA